GGAGCUCGGCCCGGCCGAGCGGCGGCGGCGGCAGCGCGGGGAGGAGCCGCGGGCGGCCGAGUCGGCCCGUCGCCCCGGCGCCGCUGGGAGAGGCCGGCGCGGAGGGGAAGGGGCUGGCUGCGGCGGCCAAUGCGAAACUGGCUGGUGCUGCUGUGCCCCUGUGCGGUCGGGGUCGCGCUGCACCUCUGGCUGCUGCUCGGCGGCCCCGGGAGGCACCCGGCAGGUCCACUGGCCUUCUUUCCUCAGUGGAAGCCAAAACAUUAUGAUGUUAUCGUAGGUGUUUUGUCAGCUCGACACAAUCAUGAACUGCGCAGUGUUAUCAGGAACACUUGGUUCAAGCACCUGAAACAACAUCCUGCACUGAGUCAACGUGUCCUUGUGAAGUUUAUAAUAGGUGCGUAUGGUUGUGCUGUGCCAGUGGAGGACAGAGAAGACCCCUACUCCUGCAAACUUCUGAACAUCAGUAACCCAGUUUUGAAUCAGGAAAUUGAAGCAUUCGGUCUCCCUGAGGAGGUACCUUCUGUGCUAUCUGAAGACAGAAUUGUCAGUGUGAACUUUCGUGUACUUUACCCCAUUGUCAUUACCAGUCUUGGGGUAUUUUAUGAGGCUGAUGGGGUGGGAUUCCAGAGGAACAUCACUGUAAAACUGUACCAGGCAGAACACGAGGAAGCUCUCUUCAGUGCUCGCUUUAGUCCACCAAGCUGUGGAGUGCAAGUGAACAGAUUGUGGUACAAGCCAGUAGAGCAGUUCAUUUUGCCAGAGAGUUUUGAAGGUACCAUUGUGUGGGAAAGCCAGGAUCUUCAGGGUCUUGUUUCAAGAAACCUUGAUAAAGUGAUGGUGAAUGAUGGAGGGGGCGUUUUCAGAGUCAUUACACAGGCAGGGGAAGGGUCACUGCCACAUGAACUCACAGAAGGUGUGGAGGGAAUAGCAGGUGGUUUUAUCUACACUAUUCAAGAAGGUGAUGCUCUUUUAAAAAGCCUCCAUACUCGCCCAGAAAGGUUUACAAGUCACAUAAAAAAUCUUGAAAAAGAAGAUGCUUUGUUGAAGGAAGAAAGCAGUACCUAUGAUGAUAUUGUUUUUGUAGAUGUUAUUGACACUUACAGAAAUGUCCCAGCCAAACUGCUGAACUUCUACCGAUGGACAGUUGAAUCAACAAGUUUUGAUUUGUUGCUGAAGACAGACGAUGACUGUUACAUUGAUUUGGAGGCUGUUUUUAACAGGAUAACGCAGAAAAAAUUGGACAGGCCAAACAUUUGGUGGGGAAAUUUCAGACUAAAUUGGGCAGUUGAUCGAACUGGGAAGUGGCAAGAGCUGGAGUACCCAAGUCCUGCGUAUCCAGCCUUUGCUUGUGGGUCCGGCUAUGUCAUCUCCAAAGACAUUGUUCAGUGGCUGGCAAGCAACUCUGAAAGAUUAAAGACGUACCAGGGUGAAGAUGUGAGUAUGGGCAUCUGGAUGGCAGCUGUAGGACCCAAGCGAUAUCAAGAUAGUCUCUGGUUGUGUGAGAAGACGUGUGAGAGUGGCAUGCUGUCUUCCCCCCAGUAUUCUCCACAGGAACUGAGAGAGCUCUGGAGAUUAAAGGAGCUGUGUGGAGACCCUUGUAGAUGUGAGGAAAGAUGAUGGACUUGCCUUGGAAAACAGGGUAGCAUAUAAUGAUCACAGGAAAGUGUACAGUUGGAUUCAUUCUUGGAACAAUAAGGAAUGUUAAGGUAUCUUUUAAUGUUGGGUUUCAACUAAAGCAUAACAAUAUUUGCACAUCCCUUUUGAUAAUUACAAGUGGACUGAUACUAUUCAUUUUCUAUAGUAUGGAUGUUGAUCUGACAAAAACCAAAAUGUUUAAGAUAAAAAAUUUCCUUUUUAUAUAAAAUCAAAGACCUACUUGUAAUUAAUAAAUGCACAUAAGAAUGCCAACUAGCCUGUCUUUUGUAAAUUAAAGUACUACUGAUUAACUC
Messenger RNA from Chroicocephalus ridibundus (black-headed gull), 1949 nucleotides. It is a transcript of the gene B3GALNT2, whose product is annotated as beta-1,3-N-acetylgalactosaminyltransferase 2. The record is from RefSeq and is a predicted model, not a curated record. NCBI's taxonomy places the organism in Eukaryota, Metazoa, Chordata, Aves, Charadriiformes, Laridae. Gene Ontology annotation, molecular function: UDP-glycosyltransferase activity; hexosyltransferase activity. Gene Ontology annotation, cellular component: Golgi membrane. The transcript is spliced from 12 exons. Bases 130 to 1617 code for a protein of 495 amino acids.